GCCGGAGGGCGCCGGCAGCCAGCCCGUCUGCGGGGACAGACAGAUUUGUGCAGAGUCUCCAUCUUUUCGUUUGAACUUCCUGUCAGGAUGUUUUUCUGUGGCAGGCAGUGUGGCCAUGCUGGCAGACCCGAAGAACUUCUACUGCUGUUCAAGAUAUUUCUUACCGUCAUCUGUCUUCAUGUUGUUCUGGUUACAUCCCUGGAAGAGAAUGCCGAUAAUUCCAGUUUGUUAUCACCAUCUGCUGAAUCAUCUCUUGUUGGUUUUGUCCCCUACUCCAAUGAGGUUGAAACUACAAGCCUGAAUGAUGCUACUUCGAGUGUAUUAUCCACUUUAAACAAAACAGAAAAAACUAAAAUCACUAUAGUAAAAACCUUCAAUGCAUCAGGAGUCAAACCCCAGGGAAAUGUCUGCAAUUUGUCAUCUAUUUGCAGUGACUCAGCAUUUUUUAGAGGUGAGAUAAUGUUUCAAUAUGAAGAAAGCAGUGUUACUCAGAAUCAAAAUCUGGCUAAUGGCACCUUAUCUGGAGUCCUGUCUCUAAGUGAACUCAAGCGAUCAGAGCUAAACAAAACCCUGCAAACCUUAAGUGAGACUUAUUUUAUAGUGUGUGCUACAGCAGAGGCCCAAAGCACAUUAAAUUGUACAUUCACAAUAAAAAUGAAUAAAACAAUGAACAUAUGUGCUGUAAUGGUGGCUUUGAAAAGAGUAAAGAUUCGACCGAUGGAACAGUGCUGCUGUUCUGUCAGGAUACCCUGCCCUUCCUCCCCGGAAGAGUUAGAAAAGCUGCAAUGUGACCCGCAGGAUCCUGUUGUAUGUCUUGCUGGUCAUCCAGAUGGCCCACCGAUUUCUUCUUCUAGCGGUUCCACCCCAGCUGCUCCUCAGGCCACCAUUCUGGCCCAGGCCUCCGGUGCCUUCUCUUCUGCUGAACCUCUCAGCCAUCCACCUGUAACCCAGAACCCCGCCUCUCCAACACGAGCGAUUCACCUUCCUUCUCCCCAGCCGACAGCUCUCAUUGCUUCCAGCCCUACCAUUGAUACGCCCCCCAAAUCUGGAACUGUCUCUUCCCCUCUGCCCCAGACUGAUCUUUCCCACACCCUGCCACCCGUGAAAUCCUCACUUUCCUCCCCCACCACGUCUGUCCCUGUGAAUGUCAUCACGACCAACACACCUCCUGACGAGACAGAAAUUGUUUACACCAGCAGCAGCAGCAGUGAUUCUGAUCUUGAGAACCAAGUGUCCCAGAUGGAGAAGGCUCUGUCCUUGGGCAGCUUGGAGCCUAACCUCGCGGGAGAAAUGAUAAACCAUGUCAGCAAACUCCUUCAUUCCCCACCUGCCUUGCUGGCUCCUCUGGCCCAAAGAUUGCUAAAAAUAGUGGAUGACAUUGGCUUACAGCUGAAUUUUUCAACCAAGACCAUAACUCUAACCUCCCCUUCUUUGGCUCUGGCCGUGAUCAGAGUGAAUGCUAGUAAUUUCGACACAACUACCUUUGCUGCCCAAGACCCUGCAAAUCUUCAGGUUUCUCUGGAACCUCAGGCUCCUGAGAACAGUAUUGGCAUUAUUACUCUGCCUUCAUCACUGAUGAGUAAUUUACCAGCUCAUGAUGUGGAGCUGGCUUCCAGGGUUCAGUUCAACUUCUUUGAAACGCCUGCCCUGUUUCAGGACCCUGCCCUGGAGAACCUUUCUCUGAUCAGCUACGUCAUAUCAUCCAGUGUUGCAAACCUGACGGUCAACAACUUGACAAGAAAUGUGACGGUCACAUUAAAGCACAUCAAUCCAAGCCAGGAUGACUUAACAGUGAGAUGUGUAUUUUGGGACUUGCACAGAAAUGGUGGCAGAGGAGGCUGGUCGUCCGAUGGCUGCUCUGUUAAAGACAGGAAACCGAAUGAAACCGUCUGUACCUGCAGCCACCUUACAAGCUUUGGCGUCCUGCUGGACCUAUCUCGAACAUCCUUGCCACCCACUCAGAUGAUGGCUCUGACGUUUAUCACAUAUAUUGGUUGUGGGCUCUCGUCGAUUUUUCUGUCAGUUACUCUUGUAACCUACUUAGCCUUUGAAAAGAUUCGGAGGGAUUACCCUUCCAAAAUCCUCCUCCAGCUGUGUUCAGCCCUGCUCCUGCUGAACCUGGUGUUCCUCCUGGACUCGUGGGUUGCUCUGUAUGACGUGCGAGGCCUCUGCAUCUCAGUGGCCGUAUUUCUGCAUUAUUUUCUCUUGGUCUCAUUCACAUGGAUGGGCCUGGAAGCAUUCCAUAUGUACCUGGCCCUCGUGAAAGUGUUUAAUACUUACAUCCGGAAAUACAUCCUUAAAUUCUGCAUUGUCGGUUGGGGGGUACCGGCUGUGGUUGUGAUCGUCGUCCUGGCUAUAUCUCCAAAUAACUAUGGCCUUGGAUCCUAUGGGAAAUUCCCUAAUGGCUCACCGGAUGACUUCUGCUGGAUCAACAGCAAUGCUGUAUUCUAUAUUACAGUUGUGGGAUAUUUCUGUGUGAUAUUCUUGCUGAACAUCAGCAUGUUCAUUGUGGUCCUGGUUCAGCUCUGUCGAAUUAAAAAGAAGAAACAACUUGGAGCCCAGCGAAAAACCAGUAUUCAGGACCUGAGGAGCGUUGCCGGCCUCACGUUUUUGCUGGGCAUUACUUGGGGUUUUGCCUUCUUUGCCUGGGGACCAGUUAACGUCACCUUCAUGUAUCUCUUUGCAAUCUUUAACACCCUACAAGGAUUUUUCAUAUUCAUCUUUUACUGUGUAGCGAAAGAGAACGUCAGAAAGCAAUGGAGGCGGUAUCUUUGUUGUGGAAAGUUACGGCUGGCUGAAAAUUCUGAUUGGAGUAAAACUGCUACUAAUGGUUUAAAGAAGCAGACCGUAAACCAAGGAGUGUCCAGCUCUUCAAAUUCCUUACAGUCAAACAGUAACUCCACACACUCCACCACGCUGCUGGUGAAUAGCGAUUGCUCGGGACUUGUGAGCGGGAACGGGAAUGCGUCUUCAGAGAAGAACGGGGUUUCUUUCAGUGUUCAGAACGGAGAUGUGUGCCUUCAUGAUUUCACUGGAAAGCAGCACAUGUUUAACGAGAAAGAAGAUCCGUGCAAUGGGAAAAGCCGUAUCGCUCUCAGAAGGACUUCAAAGCGGGGAAGCUUACACUUUAUUGAGUAAAUGUGAUUCCUUUUCCUAAAAUCAAAGCAUGAUGCUUGACAGUGUGAAAUGUCCAAUUUUAUCUUUUACACAAUGUGAGAUGUAUGAAAAUCAACUAAUUUUAUACUCGGCAACCUCUGGAGGAGCAUUUGCUAAUUGAAGGGCGAUGGUUAUUGGAAGAGGAAGCCAAGAGGUUUUAGACAUGGUUUUUAGACAUUUGCAGUUUGUUUUUUUAUCCUUCCUUUUAAGAGGAGAUUAGGUUUAAACAACACAGUAAGAGUAAGAAAGACUUCUUGAAAAUCAAAGUAGUUCAUUUCCAGCCAGUUUAGAGGCGAAGUCAUCUUUGAUAACGUCCCAGAAAGCAACUGUUGACUUCAGCCUGUUGGUGAGUUGAGUUGUGCAUGCAUUUGUUGUAAAUAAGCUGAAUUCUAGUGACCCACAUGUCAGAUAUCUUCCACGUCUUUUGUAUUUAUUUUCUACCGUGUAAAUGUAUUUCUUUGUAGAAUCGUGGUUGUGUUCUUGUGUCUAAUGUGAUAAUUCAGAAAAUCCUUGAUGGUUCAGUGAAUUCUAAAGCUCCUUUUGGAGAUUAUAUGGGAUGUGAAAUACAGAAGCCUCACUGAAAUCAAGAAAUUAAUGAUGCCAGCCAGACUGGACAAAAUGUAAGCAGACAGUGCCACAAUUAGCUCAUAUAGUGCCUUUGAGCGAGUUGGAAAAAGGUGCCCCCACUGGGCAGACACAGCCCCAAGGGCUCAUGGCUUGGCAUACUGAGUGGGGGCCAUGCUUUAGCCUCACUCAUCCUCUUGGGUGCACCCUUGUGCAGGAUACCAUCUGUACACCCACACGCGGCACCCAAUACCAACACCCGUCUCCUGACCUCAUGCCUAAUCACCAGAUUAGGGAAUCUGCACCAAGACGUUUAGCUUAGCACCUUGGCCACAGAGAGGGAUGGAACUGUAAUCUAGACCAUCUGUCAGGAAAAUUGUGACUGUGGAAGAGAUACAUACACUGCCACUUCUCAAAUCCCCAGAGCCUUUCAGAAAAGGGGAGUAGAGUAGGAUUACUUUUUAAGGGAGGUGUGUAUGGGGGAAAAUAAUCAUAUUGCUGCUCUUUAAAAGGCAACUGCGUACUGUAUCUUAU
Prionailurus viverrinus (fishing cat) is the source of this 4254-nucleotide messenger RNA. It is a transcript of the gene ADGRG2, whose product is annotated as adhesion G protein-coupled receptor G2. Gene Ontology annotation, cellular component: membrane. Bases 88 to 3138 code for a protein of 1016 amino acids. Gene Ontology annotation, biological process: cell surface receptor signaling pathway; adenylate cyclase-activating G protein-coupled receptor signaling pathway. Lineage: Eukaryota; Metazoa; Chordata; Mammalia; Carnivora; Felidae. The transcript is spliced from 30 exons. Gene Ontology annotation, molecular function: G protein-coupled receptor activity. The record is from RefSeq and is a predicted model, not a curated record.